AUGAGUUCGCAAGGCGUUUCCUCUCGCAAAAGACCGGCCCCCGGGACAUCACCUGGAGUCCAUCAGCAAAUAGGGUCUAUUCCAAACUACACCAAUCCUGGUGCUCAGCUCUCUAACGACCAGUUUCUUCAGUGGGGUCAAGAUCCUGCCGCCACCGCCGUGAAUCCACCACCGUCGUCGUACCCCGCCGAUGUCAACUCUUUCCACCAGCCCCAGUAUACUACAACACCAACAACAACAACUACUACUACUGCUACUACUACUACUACAGGCCAAGAUGUGUCUGUGGCCGGUGCGUCUCCCAACAACCAAGUCGCUCGCAGGCAACCUAUGAAUCAGCUUGUUAGCAGAAAUCGUGGAUACGAGCAGCCGUCCGCCCCGCCCUCCCUCUUGGACCAUAACAACAGCGGCGAUGGGUGGGGCGAGAGUCUGGCAGAACUGGAACAGCGGGCACUGAUUGCCAAGAGAGAAGCCCAAGCGAAGAGAAAGCAGAUCCCACCGUUCGUUCAGAAACUGAGCAGUUUUCUCGAUGAGUCCAAGAAUACAGACCUGAUUCGUUGGUCGGAUGAUGGAAACUCAUUCAUCGUGCUGGACGAAGAUGAGUUCGCUCGGACACUGAUCCCCGAAUUAUUCAAACAUAAUAAUUAUGCGUCGUUUGUGCGUCAGCUUAACAUGUAUGGUUUCCACAAGAAGGUCGGACUGUCGGACAAUUCGAUGCGUGCCAGUGAACGGAAGAACAAGAGCCCGAGCGAAUACGCGAAUCCGUACUUCAAGCGCGGUCAUCCUGAUUUGCUGUGGCUGAUCCAGAAGCCUAAGAACGUUUCUCAAGGCAGCAAAGGCAGUAAGAACAAGGUGAAGACUGAGGAUGGCGAAGACAACGAAGGCGACGAGUAUGGGGAAGACGGCCACCGAGAUGAUCGGCGAAAUCGUGGACAACUUGCGUUGAGCUCCAACCAGAAUUUCCUGCCCAAGGAGCAACUGGCGGGCGUCUAUCGGGAGCUCCAGACGAUCCGUCAGCAGCAGCAGAUCAUCUCGCAAACGAUCGCGAAGCUGCGGAGGGAGCACGAACAGUUGUACGCCCAGGCCGCUAGCUUCCAAGAACAACACGCCCGCCACGAAAACUCGAUCAACGCGAUCCUCACGUUCCUGGCCACUGUCUACAAUCGUAGCCUCCAAGGUCAUGAAGGGCAACAGAACCUCACCAACCCAUUCUCGGGAAUUAUUCAGCAGGACCAAGGCAAUGUGGUUGACGUCGACGACUAUGCUCUGAGCACCUUGGGGGGUGACAACACGGGCAACCAGAGAGCGUUUAAGAAGCAACCACUGCUGCUGAAGGCUCCUCCCAAGCAACCGGAUGCUGCUCAAAGCCGCGCAAGCACGUUGUCACCGUCCGGCAACAGCACUUACGAUCGGUCAUCACAUUCGCGCAAGGGCUCACAUGUCCGCCAACCCAGUGUUUCGCAGCCCGGCAGCGUUGAGGAGGUCCACGACACCAGCCCGCAACAGGCCGGGUCACAGCAGCCGGCCUCGACACAGCCGCUUCCUCAACGCGAUAUCAUGUCCGUCAUUCAGAACUCCAAUGCUCGCAACGGCGUCCCGACCACCACCUUCUCCGAGUUUCCCAACGUCCUCUCUUCCUUGGAGACGUCUGGUGGCAAUUCUGCGCUGACUCCCAACCAACGUGCUGACAUGCUGCGGCUGAUGGCGAACGAGACGAGUGCAACUGAUCCCAACGCCAUGGCCUCUUCGAAUAAUGCUCUCGUGACACCGAACCCGCCGCCGAUGCCGCAAAACUACGCUGCCCAGCUGGCUAGCACACGCGAGGAAAUCGAUAACCUCGUCAAGAUGCAGGCCGAGCAGGACCGUUCUGUCCAGAACCUGACGAAUCUGCUGCAGCCUCUCAGCCCCACGGGAACCAUCCCUGGUAUUGGAGAUUCCUCCAAUGUCCCGCCGCCGUCGCUUGACCUGGAUCAGAUAUUCAAUAGCAAUGACUACUUCACAGAUGUUCCGGACAUGGACAAGAGUGGUUUCGAUUUCGGUGAUGGAACAGCGGCGACGGCGACAACGGCAGCAGGUCAGCCGACUGGGACGGCGGCGACAGGAGCGACAGGAGCGCCAGGGGUGACAGGGGCGACGGGAGCGCCUGCAGCGCCGGGAGCGACGACGGAUGUGACCAAGGAUGUGGGCAACGACCUGUUCGACUUUGAUAACCUUGGUGCUGGUGGUGACCCGACAGACCUUUCUUCCGGAUACUUUGGUGGAUACGACGACUUCACCAAGACCGGAGGAUUCAAUAAUGGCAACACCACGGGCACAGGAACCGGAGUUGAUGGCAGCGGACUUGGUGGCGGCAACACUGGCAACAACACCAACACCAACACCACCAACCAGCACGAGCCGGGCCGGAUCGUUGAGACAUUCACGGACAGUGAAGCAACGAGCCCAGCCAACACUAUUGACGAGAAUUUUCAACAGAUGAACAUGCCAGCGACGGGGAACGGCAGCAACGGUGAUUCUGCAGGCGCAGGUGCAGCAGCAGGAGGAGCUGGGGCUGGAGCAGGAACAGGAGCAACGGCAACAGCAGCAGCAACAACAACAACAACAACAGCAGCAGCAGCAGCAGCAGGUGCAGGUGCAACAGCAGGCGGAACUACAGGACACAGCCCAAAGCGGCGCAAGAAGACUUGA
Messenger RNA from Rasamsonia emersonii CBS 393.64, 2688 nucleotides. Its product is annotated as Heat shock transcription factor. Gene Ontology annotation, biological process: regulation of DNA-templated transcription. Gene Ontology annotation, molecular function: sequence-specific DNA binding; DNA-binding transcription factor activity. The transcript is spliced from 2 exons. Bases 1 to 2688 code for a protein of 895 amino acids. The record is from RefSeq and is a predicted model, not a curated record. Lineage: Eukaryota; Fungi; Ascomycota; Eurotiomycetes; Eurotiales; Trichocomaceae.